AUGGGCGACUGGAAGAGCUUCAUCAGCGCGGUGCUGCGGGACCAGCGCAUCGACGACGUGGCCAUCGUGGGCCACUCCGACAAUCGCUGCGUGUGGGCAUCGCGGCCAGGGGGCCUACUGGCUGCCAUCUCGCCGCAGGAGGUGGGUGUGCUCACGGGUCCCGACCGGCACACCUUCCUGCAGACGGGGCUGAGCUUGGCAGGCCGCCGCUGCUGUGUCAUCCGCGACUACCUACUGGCGGAGGGCGAUGGCGCGCUGGACGCGCGCACAAAGGGCCCCGACGGGCGCGCCAUCUGUGUCGGCCACACGCCGCGCGCGCUCCUCGUGCUCAUGGGUCGGCGCGGCGUGCACGGGGGCAUGCUCAAUAAAAAGAUGCACGAGCUGAUCUGCGGGCUGUGCAAGGAGGGCAUAUAG
Molecule: messenger RNA, 414 nt
Organism: Octodon degus (degu)
Lineage: Eukaryota; Metazoa; Chordata; Mammalia; Rodentia; Octodontidae
Gene: Pfn3
Product: profilin 3
Exons: 1
Coding region: 1-414 (137 amino acids)
Biological process (GO): actin cytoskeleton organization; positive regulation of actin filament bundle assembly; regulation of actin filament polymerization
Cellular component (GO): cytoplasm
Molecular function (GO): actin binding
Source: RefSeq, a predicted model, not a curated record